AUGAAUGAAGCUCCUCUGAUACAAACGGCAUUAAAUACAAUAUCGUUGGCUACUAUCUUUCUGUUCAUAUCUAUCUAUCUAUCUAUCUAUCUAUCUAUCUAUCAACCUGCGCCAAUUAGUGAGACUGUUCUUAUCUAUCUAUCUAUCUAUCUAUCUAUCUAUCUAUCUAUCUAUCUAUCUAUCUUUAUGACCUAUUUACCACUUAUAUUUUUUCUUAUGUCCUUCUCUGUUUAUCUGUCUCUGGUCAUAUCUAUCUAUCUAUCUAUCUAUCUAUCUAUCUAUCUAUCUAUCUAUCUAUCUAUCUAUCUAUCUUUUACUGUUCUUUUCGAGUUUUUCUUUUCCCUAUAUCUGAUUAUAUCUAUCUCAGUCUGUUUAUAUCUAUCUAAGCCUCAGUUCACCUCUGUUUCUCUCUCUCUCUCUCUAUCUAUCUAUCUAUCUAUCUAUCUAUCUAUCUAUCUAUCUAUCUAUCUAUCUAUCUAUCUUUUACUGUUCUUUUUGGCUUUCUUUCUUUCUUUUUUUCGACCGUUUCUUUCUUUUAUCUUUCAGCCAUUGUUUUACUUUCGUUUGUUUCCUUCCUUUAUCUUUCUUUCUUUUCUUCUUUAUCUUUCUUUUUCUUCCGUUUCUUUUCUUUAUCUUUUCUUCUUUUUCAUUGUUCUUUCUUUUUCUUUCUAUCUUUAUCUUUUUUCUUUAUUUCAUUUUUCGUUUCUUCAUUCCUUCUUUCUUUUCCUUUUAUCUUUUUCUUUUUCCCUAUCCUUAGUUGUCUUCCUUUUUCUUUCAUUUUUCAUUCGCCCUUUUUUUCUUUCUUUCCUUUUCUUUACCUUCCUUUCUCUCGUUAUCUUCUUUUCCUUUCUUUCUUUCUUUCUUUCUUUCUUUCUUUCUUUCUUUCUUUCUUUCUUUUACAGAUCCUUUUAG
Acanthosepion pharaonis is the source of this 912-nucleotide messenger RNA. The record is from the annotation of a GenBank genome assembly. Lineage: Eukaryota; Metazoa; Mollusca; Cephalopoda; Sepiida; Sepiidae.